Linepithema humile (Argentine ant) is the source of this 3267-nucleotide messenger RNA. Its product is annotated as zinc finger protein 892-like. Gene Ontology annotation, cellular component: nucleus; nucleoplasm. Gene Ontology annotation, biological process: regulation of transcription by RNA polymerase II. The record is from RefSeq and is a predicted model, not a curated record. NCBI's taxonomy places the organism in Eukaryota, Metazoa, Arthropoda, Insecta, Hymenoptera, Formicidae. Gene Ontology annotation, molecular function: DNA-binding transcription repressor activity, RNA polymerase II-specific; zinc ion binding; RNA polymerase II cis-regulatory region sequence-specific DNA binding.
UGUGCUCUCGUGGAAUUCGAUGUUUUUUUUUUGUUCCAAACAAACGCUGCAACAAAUAUAUAUGUUUUCGUGGGUAUGCUGUGGAGUACGUGAAUACGUGCGGCCUUUUAUUUGCCGUUCGAGAGAACGGAGAAAAUAAUCAUCGAGCGAUCGGACCACAUUUGAUCGAUUGUGUCUGUCGUAGAGCGAGAGCAACAAGUCGUCUCGCGCUAUAGCACUCUUGGUUGCGAAUUCUCACAACGAGCGAGGACAACAUGUCCGCUGUGAUCCGGGCUAGCGUUAGCCGUGACAAUUUACUGUGUACGAACGGCGCGAUACGAUGAUACACACGCAAUUGCGGUUCUAGGAACGCGAUGCGUCUUUGCGCGUCGAUGGUGGUCGCGGCGUACGACGAUUUCCCACGUGCAUUGAAUAAGGAUGACGGAGCCGGAACUUUGCCGGCUAUGCGCCGAAACUAAGGAGAAUCUCAUCGGUAUAUAUGAUGUCGAGGGCGAGAAACUCGGGAUCGAAAACAAAAUCGCAAAGUGCCUGCGGAUAGAGAUUCUAAUAACAGACAGUUUGCCACUCUCCGUUUGCAUGGACUGCUGUGCUUUGUUGAACCAAUGUAGUGAGUUCUUUGAGAAAACCAAUCAAGCACAAGUAUCAUUGAGGCAAUUGUUAACGGAUCCAAAGUCUGAACCGCAACCAAUAGAAUCAAAUAUAGAUUAUAUAGACGAGCUGAAAGUGGAGUAUGAAAAAAGUGAGGCCAGCAAUAGGGAAGAAGUAGUAGAGUGUCACUUGCCUAAUAAUUAUAUUAAUGAAACGGUGAAUAUCUUAAAUACUUCUUAUUUCAUCGAGGGAUGUAAUAAAGAUGAAAAUUCCGAAACCUCGGAAAUGCAAGAUAACGUGAAGCAAAAGAAGUGUAAGAUACAGAUAAAGAAAGGCUCCCCUAAAUUAACUAAGAAGAAAUUAAAAAGAAAAAAUCAAAUACUAAAGAUAGAGGAAGAGUCUGAGCUCCACAUAUCUUCCGAAAUGGACAAAGUACAGAAUGAUGCAGUUGUGAAAAAUAAUAUGAAGAUUGCAGAUAAUUAUAUGCCUGAAAUAGAAUCAAAUUUAGAAAUGAGGGAAACGCGAGCAGUGGAGGCAGCAAAGCACGGAAGGAAAAAGGCAGACGGUUUGGAAAAAUAUGACUGGCUAUGCACAGAUUGCAAUGACAAAUUGCCGAGUCUCGAAGCGUUAGAGGAGCAUCAUGAAACAGUGCAUAGUCAACAGGCCAAAUACAUGUGUGUGCAAUGCUGUAAAGUCUACGAUAAGUAUUAUGGGUUUCUUAUUCAUGUCAAAAGGCACAAAACUAAGACAAAGUUUAGCUGUGAAGACUGUGGGAAGUCGUUUGUACAUAAAAAAGUAUUAGACUCUCACAAGACGAUUCACAGUGAAGAGCGACCAUUUAUAUGUCAAACAUGUGGUAAAGCUUUCAGACAGCAGAGUGCUUUAUAUAUCCACAAUCGAUGCCACUUGCCGGAUACAGUAAAAAACAAAUUCCCGUGCGAUCAGUGUAAUAAGAGGUUUUCGACGAAACCGAAUCUUGUAACGCACAAACGUAUUCAUUCUGGUGUCAGAAACUUCACGUGCGAUCAGUGCGGCAAGAGUUUCAUACAGAAAGGAAAUUUGGAAGCCCAUUUCUUAACCCAUUCUGUAGAUAAGCCAUAUAGUUGCUCCCAGUGUACGAAAGCAUUUAAAACGCCCUUGCAAUUAAAGAAACACGAGACAGUACAUACCGGCGCCAAGCCGCAUCAGUGCGCUGUGUGUGGUAGAACUUUCAGAGAGAAAGGAACCUUAAGGGAACAUCACAGAAUUCAUACCGGCGCGAUGCCGUUUACCUGUGAAUUCUGCGGAAAAUGCUUCCGUUUCAAAGGCAUAUUAACUACACACAGACGGCAACACACCGGGGAGCGUCCGUACAGUUGUUUAGAAUGUCAGCAUCAUUUCACGAAUUGGCCAAAUUAUAAUAAGCAUAUGAAGCGUCGACAUGGGAUUAAUACUUCUCACACCAAGCAUCUAACCAACAAUCAACAAUUGCAACAGCAACAGCCGGUGGAACCAACGCAAUCACCUCAGAUACAGCAGCAGUCUUCCGCAGAGGAUUCUCUUGUCGUACCUCAAACAGAAUCCACGACAGUACAAGUGAUACAAGCAGUUCCUCACGCUUCAGCAUCGCAACCGAUAGUUAUACAAGCUAUUCCAACGACAUCCAUUCAGACUUUCCAAACGGAUGUCACUAAUAGUGUUCAGGAAACGGUAUUCAGAGAACGAAAUGCAACAUAUUUUAACGCAGUGCCAGCCGCCCUCCAAAACUUUUUGCCGACGAACUUGCCGUAUAAUUUUUACAGCAUUUCAAAUGUUGCUGAAAAUGAUUUAAUUCAACAUAGAUAAGAAUGUUUAUUAAGAAGAAGCCUAAGUAGAGACGGCUAUGUUUUUGUGCCGAUUGGUUGGAAUUGAAAAAAAAAUGCGAUAGUAAUUUUAUUAACACAUGUUGACUGCCAAUGAUGUUAAAGCUUUUCAUGUUUUUUUAACAUCAAGCCAUACGAUCGAACGAUUUGAUUGCAUUGUGUGACUAUGCACAGGCGCCGCGGAACCGGGGAAGCAGAGCGGGCGACCGCCCACCCAGAGAUAAUUCAGGCUGCGCCCCUCCCCCCUGAAAUUUUUCUCUUCAAGUAUUUUAUGACCAAAAAUAUUGAGCAUCAAAUAUUUACAUCAAAAGUGGAAAAAUGGGCUAUCUUCCUUUUUUUUUUUCGUUUUUUCUUUCUUUUUUUAACUACUCGGUCAAUUAAAGUACAGUAUAUAACGAAGAAAAUUAAACGCAUUAAGUUAAUUAGAACAAAAAAUCUGUACAUAUUUUUCGUACAUUUAUACUCACUGAGUGGCCUAUUAUAUGGUGUUUGAAUGGAGUUACAUACGUGUAUAUAUUAUGAAUGUAUUAUAUAUCCCUUUUAUAAAUUUUGCCCCCUCAGAUGAAAAAUACUUCCGCGGCGCCUGACUAUGCAUUAAGAUAAAUAUAACAAUACAGUCUAAAAGCAAAAUAAUAAGUUAAGUUUAAUUAAUCAAUCAUAUUUCGCAAAAUUAAUAUUUCUUAAAACAUCGAAUUUCAUAGAUAUUUCACUGCUAUGAAUUUCUAAUGUACAAAACACCAAAUUGGCACAGAAACAUAGGAAUUCGUGAAAUGUGUCAUACAAAUCGUAUAAUAUCAAUCUUUUGUAAAGAAAAACCAGAUAAAUUAAUUAUAUUUUA